Molecule: messenger RNA, 940 nt
Organism: Didymella exigua CBS 183.55
Lineage: Eukaryota; Fungi; Ascomycota; Dothideomycetes; Pleosporales; Didymellaceae
Product: Sybindin-like protein
Exons: 1
Coding region: 291-737 (148 amino acids)
Biological process (GO): endoplasmic reticulum to Golgi vesicle-mediated transport
Cellular component (GO): TRAPP complex
Source: RefSeq, a predicted model, not a curated record
GCGCGCGUACCGUACUCCGCGCAACCUUGGACAUCUAUAGCGCGACAGGUCACCGCGCGCAAGUCAGUUUCGCCCGCCAUUCACGAUACCCACGGUCAAGUCACAUGUGAGCGUUCUCGCACCUGUCAUCCCGCGGAUCAAUUCGCACGUCUGGUCCAGCCUUUCGCUUCAACUGGAUUCCCAAGACCUCCAUUCCAUAGCUGCUAAUUGCUCGACGACAUUCACAAUGUACCUGCCCUCCCAAAGCCCACACAGCGAACGCUGACACUCGCAGGGUCGUCUUCGCCCUGAUGAUAGUAUCCAAGUCCGGCGGUCUCAUCUACAACCGCGAAUUCCACACCGGUCUCUCCAAGCUAUCGUCCAACGACUACUUGAUCCUUGCGGGCUCCUUCCACGGGAUGCACGCCAUAACCUCGCAGCUCUCGCCCGCACCCCGCAUUCCCCACAUCACGCCGCAAAACAACAUGCUUGCCCCGUCUCCCUUCCCAAACAGACCCACCGGUAUCGAAGUCAUGGAGAGCAGCCAUUUCAGACUGCAGUGCUUCCAGACGCAGACGGGGACCAAGUUCUUGCUGGUCACAGAGCCGCAGCAGCCCAACGUGGAUACCAUGGUGAAGAAGGUGUAUGAGUUGUAUGCCGAUUUUGUUAUGAAGAACCCGUUCUAUACCGUGGAAAUGCCGAUAAGGUGCGAGAAGUUCGACAGGGGGCUGGAUGGGUUCAUCAAGGUCAGGGGGUGAGGUAGGAUUGAGGUUCGAAGAAGAUGCAAGAGACGUAGCGCUGCCACGACAGCUCAUCAAGAGAGGCUGCGCUAUGAGAGGCACAGCUGAACAGCCAUGUGCAUGGCGAGCGGUGUGGCAUACACAGCCCAAGACAGCAAUGGCUUGAACCAAAGGAAGCCAAUCGUCAGCCGAAGAAGCACAUUAGGGCCACUGGAACCCAG